Molecule: messenger RNA, 624 nt
Organism: Clavispora lusitaniae ATCC 42720
Lineage: Eukaryota; Fungi; Ascomycota; Pichiomycetes; Serinales; Metschnikowiaceae
Gene: YSA1
Product: ADP-ribose diphosphatase
Biological process (GO): nucleoside phosphate metabolic process; ribose phosphate metabolic process
Cellular component (GO): cytosol; nucleus
Molecular function (GO): ADP-ribose diphosphatase activity
Source: RefSeq, a predicted model, not a curated record
AUGAAACCUUCGCCUUACAAAGCCAAAGUCACCGACAUUGAAGAGUUGCAGCAGGGAAAAUGGAUCCAGACUCGCAAAAUCAACUAUACGGAUCCUGCUGGGAAGGCAAGAGUAUGGGAAAUGGCCGUUCGGACCACUCGGACUGAGACCACAGGUUUGGACGCUGUCAGCAUUCUUGCCUUUCUUCAGAAGAACGAUUCGAAGCACAUUGUGUUGGUGAAACAGUUCCGUCCUCCCUGCGAGAAGGUCGUGGUGGAAUUGCCUGCUGGACUCAUAGAUCCAAAAGAAUCAGUAGAACUGACUGCAGUUCGGGAAUUGCUUGAAGAAACAGGUUACCACGGAACGUUUGUUCGGCUGCUGCACACAGAAAUGCCGUUGUUCAGUGACCCGGGCUUGACCAAUGCCAACAUGGCUUUGGCUACGGUGGAAAUCGACGCCAAAGAUCCGCGUAAUUCCGAUCCCCAGCCUCAGUUGGAGGAUGGCGAGUUCAUUGAAGUGUUUACCUUGCCUACGAAGGGGUUUUUGGCCGGCUUGAUAGACGUUUGUUCGCGUGAGGGCAGUGUGGUGGAUGCCAGAUUGUAUCAUUUGGCUUUUGGUCUUGAGAUGGCCGAAACGCUCUCUUGA